Aspergillus affinis is the source of this 2445-nucleotide messenger RNA. RefSeq lists its product as uncharacterized. The transcript has 4 exons. Bases 1 to 2445 code for a protein of 814 amino acids. The record is from RefSeq and is a predicted model, not a curated record. Lineage: Eukaryota; Fungi; Ascomycota; Eurotiomycetes; Eurotiales; Aspergillaceae.
AUGCUGGAGCACGGGACUGAUAUCAAACCGUUCAUUGCGACGAGGAUCGACGAUGUCAAACCCCCAAAACGAUUUCCCUGGGCCAGGCCGAAACCCGUCGGCCCUCCGAAGAUCUGUAUAACCAGCGCGUUUAUUGUCGUCGUCAUCAAUAUCAUCCUCACCAUCGUCGCAUUCAGCAUCGGAUACUCAAAACACAGUCCGAACGGCUUCGUCACUGUGCCGUUAUACAUCGGAAGCUGCACCCUAUCGAAGAACUGGUCGAUCGGAUUACAUGUGUUGAUCAACGCAUUGGGAACGGCCAUGUUGGCAGCGAGCAAUUAUUGCGCGCAGUAUCUCGCCGCCCCGACGAGAGAGGAUGUUGAUCAGGCGCAUGCGCAUGGAUCCUGGAUGGAUAUUGGAAUUCCGAGCCUGAGGAAUAUUCGGAGGAUGAAGUGGCAGAAUAAAGCCCUCUGGAUUGUCCUGAUGGUGACAUCACUGCCAAAUCAUCUAAUAUACAACUCGGUGAUCCUGAAUGCGAGAUCUUCCAACGAAUAUACCGUUAUGGUUGGGCCCCACGAUUACAACGGCUCGAAACCGCUCAAUGUCAGCGACGAAGUGGCCUCUUGCUUCCCCAAGAAAUUAGGCCAGUCAUACAGCCAGUUGAACGGCGAGAUUGAAACAGGAAACUUUGACGUCCUGACUAGAGAGCAAUGCAUGAAAAAACUGGCCGUCAACUUCCCAUCCGGUCAAGGAACCGUCAUGAUUCUGUCAAACAAUCUCACAUUAAACGAGGAAUACCCGUUCGCAUCGGCCGGUCUUGGGAACGCGAUUCAUGAUUUGUCGAUGGAUUGGCCGUCCUAUCAGUGGAUGUGCCCCUUAACAACGCCUGAUGGAUGUCCCUUGAGAGAAAUGGAAGAAAAUAUCGACAAUUGGUCUGUUUCUGCCAUCCCAUGGGUGGGUUCCGACUGGGAAGUGACCGUUCCGGCUGAGAACGAUCAGACCGUUACUUAUCUGAAGAGCAACUAUACUGGUUGCCCUGGCUGGGCCAAUACGACAUACUGCGAUGACCUUGCCCGCGUUGCGUAUAUGGCAUGGGAAUAUGGGGGUGCUUCCGCCCGUAGAUUCAAUUCAAGCUUGCACGACCUCGACCAGUGGGGGAAUUCUGACUGGGCCGCUGAGGUGCGCUUCAAACAAGCCAAGGUUACUUGUCGGCCUACAGAUACUUCCAUGCACGUGGGUGAGAUGGGCGAUAGCUACACGGUGGACGGGUGUUUGAGCAUGCAUGUGGAUGAAAGCUGUCAGUUGCUUUUUAUUCCGUCUUUUGCAAUCGUGGUAAUCGGCUGUGGUCUCAUUAAACUGGCUUGCAUUGCCGUAAUAGCUCAUCGUGCAUCGACCAAGAAGCUUCUUACCGUCGGGGAUGCCAUUGCCUCAUUCCUUACCCACCCCGAUCCCCAUACGAUGGAACGCUGUCUGACAUCGAAGAGUGACUGGACCGCCGGGCAUCCCAUUUGGAAGGGACAAGGACACCACCAACAGGUCUCGAUCAGGCCGCGGGAACUGUUGAAUAAGACCAAAUGGUGGUGGCAGGCAGGUAGCCCAGUCUUAUGGACUUUGACUAUCUCACUGUGCUCGGUAGCUCUCGGUGUAGCAGGCUAUCUUCUCGACCAAGGCCUACAGGACAACCGAUUGCAAAUGCUCGGCGGUUCUGACAUCAAAUCGCUGUGGAAUCUCGGAUUAGGGACCAUGAGCUUUGCCACCACGAUCGCGCGCACCAAGAGCAGCAUGAUGGCCAACGUUCUUCUGGCCAACGUCCCACAGCUCUUUGUUUCCUUUUCUUAUUACUUCUACAACGCCCUCAUGACCUCUAUGAUAGUAUCCAACGAAUAUGACCACUACGCCAUUGGCACCCCUACAACUGACAUCGUCGGCAAUCCCACGAUAAGGCCAAAUAAAGCCCUGCGAGUCUCUAGCCAUGCGCAAGGCGUUCAGCGGGUUUCCUAUUUCCUGGGUCUUCCGUCUCGUUACAGCUUACCGUUAAUGAUCACCUAUGCUCUGCUUCACUGGCUGGUCUCGCAGAGUCUGUUUUACAUCCGUGUCCUCUACUACGACGUUCACGGGAGGUAUGUCGAGUCGGCGGAUAUCAAUGCCUGCGGGUGGUCACCCAUGGCGAUUAUCCUCGCAAUCGCGGUGGGUGGAUUGAUGGUCUUGGUACUCUUUCCCUUGGGGAUGAGGCGGUUUCGAUCCCAGAUUCCUCUGGCGGCGAGCUGUAGUGCUGCGAUCAGUGCGGCUUGUCAUCCUCCGCCGGGGGACUCGGGGGCUGCGCUGAGGAAUAUCGUAUGGGGAGAGGUUACUGGAUCUUCGAUCGCAAAUACAGCAUUUGAGAGUGAGGAUACGCAGAAGAUUGCUCACUGCUCCUUCACCUCGCAGGAAGUCAGAAUUCCAUCUGCACCAAAGUUUUAUGUAUAA